AUGGAUGUUGAUUGGUCAGGCCAUUUGCAUGUAAAGACUGAUGUAUAUGGGUUUGGAGUUGUUCUGGUUGAGAUGCUGACUGGUUUACGUGCAAUUGACAAGAAAUGUUCGAUUGGGCAACAGAAUCUCAUUAAAUGGGUUAAACCAUAUGUGACAAAUCGAAGAAAGUUGAAAGAUAUGAUGGAUUCCCGGUUGGAGGGAAAAUAUCCGUCUAGACAGGCUUCACAGUUAGCUCACCUUGCUAUUAAAUGUCAUCAACUCACUCCCCGGUUGCGGCCAUCAUCGACAGAAGUUGCGGAAACGCUUCAGCAGAUUCAAGCAGUUCAGAUUAGAUUAGGGGAGCCUAAAAUCCCUUCUGGUUAUCACUUCGAAGCAGUUGAAGAAAAUGAAUGCCGUGGACGUGGAGUAGCAUAUUCUUGUGCAAAUAGGCUGAGAAACCAUGUUUGCCCUCAUGCUGCGGUGAUUUUUCCUGAUCCAGUGUCAACCUAUGGUUCAAAACUUGAGGUUAUAAGUCAGGCCACUACCAAUCCCAUUGUUCUUCGUGGAAUAUAA
Molecule: messenger RNA, 552 nt
Organism: Dovyalis caffra
Lineage: Eukaryota; Viridiplantae; Streptophyta; Magnoliopsida; Malpighiales; Salicaceae
Source: the annotation of a GenBank genome assembly